UGUCAACAAAGAUGGCUGAGUAGACUUCGUCUGGCAUGUUCCUACAAUGGAUAUUCUGGACGUCUGAGUGCUUAUGAACGAAUAAAAGCUGAACCAACAGAAUGGCUUCAACAUCUUCUGGUCAAGAUUCGGUUGUAGUCGACGGACUCGUGAACUACAUCAAAUCGGCUGGACUAUUUGAUCAGUUUCGACGAGACUGUCUUGCCGAUGUUGACACAAAGCCCGCAUACCAGAAUUUGCGACAAAGAGUUGAAGGAUAUGUUUCUAAUUUUCUGUCUCAACAUACAUGGUCUCCAAAUCUCAACAAAAAUCAACUUCGAGAUAGUCUCAGAAGACAAAUCAACCAAUCAGAAAUGCUAUCAACGGGAGUCGAAAGAAUUGUAGAGCAGGUUGUUGAGCCGCAGAUACAGCACGUCUUUAGACCACAAAUUGAGAAGGCUUUCAAUGAAUAUGUUGAAAAGAAGAAAGGAGAUGCUGAGAGUCGCAAAGAUGAGGAACUUCCAAACAAAACUGAGGAGAUUAGUGUACCCAUGGUAACCAGUGAGAAAGUUGAAAGUACAUGCAAAUCAGAGUUAUCAGCAUUACCAACAUCAACAGGUAGCUGUUUACUAGUCAUGUUUUGUUAAUAACAAAUAUCAUGCUUUGUAAAAUACCUUAUGACACUGUCACUUUAUGUGUGUAAUAGUUUUCAUUGUUAAGGCCAAGAAAAAAAAUUCUGUUUCUCAUUUUCACAGCCCA
Saccoglossus kowalevskii is the source of this 738-nucleotide messenger RNA. RefSeq lists its product as uncharacterized. Lineage: Eukaryota; Metazoa; Hemichordata; Enteropneusta; Harrimaniidae. The record is from RefSeq and is a predicted model, not a curated record.